CUCUCUGAAAGUUCACAACCCUCUCCCCUUCUCUUCCCUAAGCUUAUAAAAUAUUUGUAAUUGUAACGUGCCUACGUUUGUCGCUUCAAUGAUGAAUUUGGCGCGGUUAGUUCUGUCGUACGUUUUGUAUAAUCUCACUUGAAUUACGGAUAUUCUGGUAAAGUGGCAUAGUCGUUCUAAUGUGUAGAAAUAUGCUAUCAGCAACGGAGUAAACGACGAUCACGCUCGUCAAAAGACUGAUCUCAAAUCACUUUGGCUAUGUCGUAUUUGACAAAUGAAGAAUGGGUUGCAUCAAUAGCAGAGCAGAUGUAAAUGAUCUACAUCCCAACAUUUUUCAAGUAACAAAUGUAGAUGAUGAUGGUAAUUAUAUUUCCCCUGGACGUUUGGAAGUGACAGAGAUAGACAUUAUAUUAUAUCAGCGUGGCAAGCAGCCAAUUAAAUGGCCAUUGCGCUGCUUAAGACGGUAUGGAUAUGACUUAGAGGGACUCUUCAGUUUUGAGUCAGGCAGACGCUGCUCUACAGGGCCUGGUAUAUAUGCCUUUAAGUGUCGAAGAGCUGAAGAACUGUUUAAUCUUGUACAAACAAAAAUUCAGAUACGUAACAACAGUGGAGAUGACACGUUGUCCAGAGACCUUCCAAUCCCGUCACAUCCUGUUACAUCAGUGGCAAAUGUGGCAGCACAAAUGGAGCCUAAUUAUCUGGAUCCAAUAUCAUCUAGUAGAAGCAACAAUCUUACAAGUUCUAGAUUUCCUCAUAGCCAACAAAACGGUAUCAGAAGGUUAAGCAGUGUUGGAAGCAGUGGCCCCAUAUCACCUCAAGGAACUUUGGGAUCGCCAUCACCACCCCUUAUGCUGCCACCACCACCACCGAUUUCGCAGCCUCAUCCGUCCUCUCUUUAUGUUAACGAAGAAGUCUUGUUGUCUCUCCCCAUUGAAAUGGAGCGCAACAAUAAUAAAAGUCCUGGAAGACCAACACAAAGAUCACCACAAAAUGCUUUCAUGGUCAAUAAAACGAUAUCCAUUGGUGGACCUGUGGAAACUGAAUUGAUAUCCAUUCAGGAUGGCACAAAAAUAAUUACUUACGAUGCAACGUCACCAUUACCGGCUAUGACACCCUAUAUGAACAUAGAUAUUUGCAGCGAAUCUAACCCAAUUUCGCCAACGCACAGUACUUCUGAGAUGAAUGAACUCAAGGAAGAAAGUAAUGACACAGAUGCAUCUGAACAUGCAUACAUGAAUAUAAGUCCAGGAAAAGAUCAUACAGAGAACAUUGCUAUCAAGGUGCGUCCACCUCCAUUGCCCAUCUUACAAUCGGACAUAGAAGAAGGCUCUAGACAUUGUUACGCUAAUCUAGAAGCGAGUGAAAUUGAAAGUCUAAGGAAGAGAUUUUCUGGCACUUCGGUAGCUGAGAGAUCGCCCUUAGCACCCUCCACACCGACAGGAUGUCUGAUCAGAGAAGUGAAUUAUGCAGUUUUGGAUCUGGAUAAAAAAGACACACCUCCUGGCAUAUCGGAUAAUGCGGUAAACAUUGUCCCCUCUCCCCCUGAAUCUCCAAACAAGCCACAAAAAGGCUAUGCCACGAUAGACUUCAACAAAACGGCUGCUCUCUCACACUCCGUUAAUUCUAACCUCGUGAAUGAUAACGAAGGCUGCAGAAAAACUCGUCACAAUUCCACGAUAAACGAGUUGGUAUCUUCGUGCAGGCACAAUUCUGUAAGUGAAUAGAUAAACAAACACAUUUUAUAUCGUAUAAUGACGUUCGUAUAACGAUUGUCUAUCAUGUUCUUUGCUGUAGAAAAUUCAAAAAUAUUAAAAGAUCGAUUUGGUUUUUCCAUGAGCUUCUGAAACUCAUUGAAGUCAUUUGAUUACAUGUUAAACUUGAAAAGUUUCUUAGUAUAUUGGAGACUACAUAGUAGUUGAUAUAUACUAUGAGAUAUUCUAGUAUAUAAAUUUGUACAAGUUUUCAGUGCAUUUUAUCACAGCAACAGCAGUAUUCAUACAUAGUAAGUCUUUUUUCCAAGUCAGAAUAAGCAUAGAGAAAAUUUUUUAUAUGAGGAAUGUAUAGAUAAGUUUUUAGUACUUCAUGCUAACAGAUUUUUUAUAUUUAGCAUUUUACAAAGUAACAUAGAGGAAUUGGAAGCUAAAGUGCCCUAAUCUUUUUCUGUAAAUAUCAUAGAAUUAAUGUGGCUCAAGUGAUCAUAAAGAACAAAAUUGUAUAAUGUAAAAAAGUAUGAUAUAAGUUAUCACUGAUAACGAGAAUCAUAUUAUAGAGAUUUUUAGGUGAUUGCUGUCACUUGCUAGUUAUCAUUAGCACAAGAGCUGAUAACAAAGUGUAAGUUUAAUAUGAAUAAUUGUAUAACUGGUAUAAUCACUUAAAAUAAGAUCGUGGUUGAUAAAGUGAUUUAGAUUUGAUAUGUGUGACUUGAAUAAUAAUAUUAUUAUUAUAAUUAUAAUAUAAAGACAAUGUUAAAAUAGUUGAUGCAGGAAUUUGCUAAGUUCCGAAGAUUAUUUCUGUUUAUAUUGUGUGUGUGGGGGAGGGGGGUGCGUACGCGCGCGUAUUUUGUCAGCGCAAUAUUAUUAAUUCAAGUCAAAGACAACUUUUUCUUCUGAUAAUUCUUAACUCAGUAAUAAAACUAUGAUACAUCCAAGAUGUAAAUAACCAUGAGUUUUUUUACAGUUAAAUUUAUAUAUAUAUAUA
This is a messenger RNA of Monomorium pharaonis (pharaoh ant), 2697 nucleotides long. Its product is annotated as fibroblast growth factor receptor substrate 2. The record is from RefSeq and is a predicted model, not a curated record. NCBI's taxonomy places the organism in Eukaryota, Metazoa, Arthropoda, Insecta, Hymenoptera, Formicidae. Gene Ontology annotation, cellular component: cytoplasm. The coding region runs from base 282 to 1724 and encodes 480 amino acids. The transcript has 4 exons. Gene Ontology annotation, biological process: cell surface receptor protein tyrosine kinase signaling pathway.